Messenger RNA from Botrytis porri, 480 nucleotides. RefSeq lists its product as uncharacterized. The transcript is spliced from 2 exons. Bases 1 to 480 code for a protein of 159 amino acids. The record is from RefSeq and is a predicted model, not a curated record. NCBI's taxonomy places the organism in Eukaryota, Fungi, Ascomycota, Leotiomycetes, Helotiales, Sclerotiniaceae.
AUGAAUGUUGCUGAGGGCCUGUCGGAUCUGGAGGGUAGAUUCGAAAUGAAUGAGAACAAUCGGAAUUCCCAAAACCCCACCAAGAGAAACAGACUCGCCAAAACCAAGUGCGUUUCUGUGCCACGAGUCGAGCAACGUUCGUAUUGUAUGUCUCGAGUAAGUGUGUCAUUAGAAGAGAUGAAGGCCAUAGAUCCUGACUAUGAUAAACAUCCCUAUAAAGCAUUUUUCCCCGAAAAUAUGGAAUGCUCUCAGCAAGCUGGGAUGAAACAAAUCUUGAUGCUAACAAGAAUGAUUAAUCUACUUAAUGCACACCGUCAGAAGGCCAGAGAAGAAGAGAAGAAGAACUACACUGGCCGAAAAAUUCCCCGAGACUUCAAGCUUCGACCCAUCACGCACAAAGAUUUUGAAGCCUUUAAAGUGGCACGAAGAAAGGAAGAGGAAACCAGAUCCUAUGAAAACAGGCAAAGGAGAUUUGCGUAA